AUUCAAGUUUUUAGUGCAGGGAAGGUUUUGUGGGAGAAACAAUCCGAAUUUGAAAAAACUCUCUUUUCACAGAAGUUUAGAUUUUGUGUAGUUUCUUUCUGCUUUUAGAAACCAGGGAAUGACAAGUUUUGCCUCACUUGUGGAGCUUAGUAACUGAAACAAAAACUUUUCUGACACGUUUUUGGACAGUCAUUUAAAAGUGAAAAUUUCCAGUUUUGCACUGGUACUGCUUUAUUUUUAAGGACUAAACAAUGGCCAUCUAUUGUGGAAUUGCUUACAGGAGAAAAUCCUUUUGGUGUUAUAGGCUGCUCUCAACCUAUGUCACUAAGAUGCGGUAUCUGUUUGAACUGAAGGAAGAUGAUGACGCAUGUAAAAAAGCCUUGCAGACUGGAGCAUUUUACCUCUUUCAUAACCUGUCUCCAAUGCUUCAGAAAUCAGAACCUCAAUACCUGGUGCCCAAGUAUAGCCUACUAGAGUUGGAAAGGCUUCUGGGUAAACUUGGACAGAAUACACAAAGAAUCGAAGACUCAGUGUUGAUUGGAUGCUCAGAACAGCACGAUGCCUGGUUUGCACUGGAUAUAGGUCUAAAUCACUCUUCUUCUAUAAAUGCUUCCUUACAGAAACCUGAAAUGGAGACUGAGCUCAGGGGGUCUUUCAUGGAUCUGAGGAAGGCUUUCCUUCAGCUGAAUGCAAAGGAUGUCUCCUUGCUAUCCACGGCUCAAGCCCUUCUUCGUUGGCAUGAUGCACAUCAGUUCUGCAGCAGAAGUGGGCAGCCCACCAAGAAGAACGUGGCUGGCAGCAAGCGUAUAUGCCCUGCCAACAAUAUUAUCUAUUAUCCACAGAUGGCUCCUGUGGUGAUCACUCUGGUGUCAGAUGGACCUCGAUGUCUCCUUGCCCGCCAGAGUUCCUUUCCCAAGGGAGUAUAUUCUGCUCUGGCAGGUUUUUGUGAUAUAGGUGAAAGUCUGGAAGAGACAGUCCGGCGGGAAGUUGCAGAAGAAGUGGGAUUGGAGGUAGAAAGACUGCAGUACUCUGCAUCCCAGCAUUGGCCCUUUCCUAAUAGCUCUCUCAUGAUUGCCUGCCAUGCAACUGUGAAACCAGGUCAGACCAAGAUCCAUGUAAACUUGCAAGAACUAGAGGCAGCUGCCUGGUUUAGUCAUGAAGAGGUGGCCACAGCCCUGAGGAGAAAUGACUCAUAUACUCUGCAACAGAAUAUAACUCCCCCCCUGCGGUUGCCCCCCAAGUUUGCCAUUGCCCACCAGUUGAUCAAGGAGUGGGUAGAAAACCCAGCUUGUCCGAGCCUGCCUGCUUAGCUCAGAUUAAAGCACUAGAUUCAUUCUCAGUAUACCAGAGGGGUCUAUCAGAGAUGAGUUUAUGAAGGGGAGGUGACAAAAGGCCACCUCCAGGCCAACCUCAUAGUCAUGCAGAGCAGGUGGUGACAGACCUCUAGAGUGUUAGAAGUUCCUGCUAGGUACGUCAGAGUGCCAGCAGAAGAGAAACUGCUAAGAGCUGCGAAAAUCAGAGCGAAGGUUGAGGCACUCAUCUGUACGUCUGUAGACCCUUGUUCACUCAUUCUCGCCUAGGCCUCGGGAGGAUACACCUUUUGGCAUGUGACUUGUUAAGGCUGGAUUUCUACCAGCUUCCAAAAUGUACCUGGUUAUGAUUAAAACUUUAAAUCUUGAAAAUAUAUAGCCAAUCUCCACUUACUGAGUUAUUUUUUAACCUUCAGAAUUGAAAUAGCAAACAUGACAUUUAAAAAUUAUCUUGUGCAUGACAGUUCAAUAAAAGAUAUUUACAAUACCCAAGGGUAUAAUGAGAGCAGGAAGUAAGAUUUUCCUGAAAAUAGUCUAACGAGUCAGAUGCGGUGAUGUCCUGUAAAGGUGAUUACAUCCUAAUGCGAUUCCAGAUACUAUUUUUUUUUUUUUGGCUGUUAAAAAUGACUGCUACUGGGGUAGUAGUGUGCCAGGUUAAGCACGCAUAGUGUAAAGUGCAAGGACUGGUGCAAGGAUCCCAGUUCAAGCCCCCGGCUCCCCACCUGCGGGACGGGGGGUGGGGGUCGCUUUGCAAGUGGUGAAGCAGGUCUGCAGGUGUCUUAUCUUUCUCUCCCCCUCUCUGUCUUCACCUCCUCUCUCAAUUUCUUUGUUGUAUCCAACAACAGUAACAGCAACAACAAUGGGGAAAAGAUGGCUGCCAGGAGCAGUGGACUCGGUGCUGGCACUGAGCCCCAGCGAUAACCUGAGGUUAAAAAAAAAAAAAAAGGCUGCUACCAUUUGUACACUCAGUAAACUCAAUAUACAAUGUUGUAACUUCAACUAAAUGACUAGCGAGGAUGAACCAUUUCUUAAGUAUUAUGGGAUAAAUGUAGGAUUAAUCAUUAGUCACAUGCUAUUCUGUACCUUGGGGUGGGGUGAGGAAUUUAUCUGGAGAAAAUAAAAUCUUCACCUCUUUGUUUA
This is a messenger RNA of Erinaceus europaeus (western European hedgehog), 2450 nucleotides long. RefSeq names its product nudix hydrolase 13 (gene NUDT13). The record is from RefSeq and is a predicted model, not a curated record. The transcript is spliced from 9 exons. Gene Ontology annotation, molecular function: metal ion binding; hydrolase activity. The coding region runs from base 252 to 1310 and encodes 352 amino acids. NCBI's taxonomy places the organism in Eukaryota, Metazoa, Chordata, Mammalia, Eulipotyphla, Erinaceidae.